AUGAGUGAUACGCCAUCAUUAGUUGCUGGUUCUCCUGCUGCUCCUUGUACUCCGGAUGUCUCUAUUGGGUCUUCUAGCAGCUCAUCAACAUCUACUCGGUUGAUCAUUUCAGUUGUAGGAGAAAACUUUGUUCCUAACUCGAAGACCAUCAUAGAAACAUUUAAGGAACGACAAGAUGCUACUGGUUACACAUGGAAGGAUGUUAGUCAAUCUACUCUAUACCAGUGGAAUCCUACUGUGAAUUCUAUGAUCGAAGGUAAAUGGAAUAAGGUAGUGAGACUGGUGGUCCAGGUACUAGCCCAAGCAAGCAUACUGGUGGUUCUAGGUCAACGAAUAAAACUACGCCCUCCUCCAAAUUCGUGGGAUAUAUUUAAGAAGCUACAUAAAAGAAAGGAUGGCAGUUUUGUUGAUGCCAAGUCUAAAUGCAUUAAUGAUAAAAUGGAGGUUGUCAUAGUUGCUGCUAUUUCGAUCCCAUCAGAUGACUCACAAGAAGUUCAAGAACUCGAUAUAAACCGCCUAUACUUUGAUGUCGUGGGUGGAGAAAAAAAAAGCAUCGUGUGUAUGAUUGGACUCUCAAAGUUUGACAUUCAAAAUUCUGUCACUUCACGGAAUUUAUCUGCGGUGUCUGAUGAUAUUGCUGAAGAGCGUAUUAAAGUACUUGAGGAAGAAGUGUUGCAUAUGAGAGAAAAUCAAGAGAGAAUUCUUCAAGAGCUAGAGGCGGAGGUGCAACAAUGAGUAGAGCAGGAGGUCUCGCGUUUGAGGCAACAAAGUGAUGAUCGAUUCAAGUUUAUGAAGGAGCGAUGGUCUCACACAAUGAGCGAGAUGGCGUUAUCGUCUCGCUCAAAUAGUAAUCCUACUCUCCUUAACAGUUAGGAAAUCACGAAAUGCUUAACUUUUUAAAUAUUUGUACACUUUUACUUAUUGAAGUUGUGCUUGGCAUGUUUUAACUUCCUACUUUUUUAUGAUAAAUCUAAUAUUAUGUUUAUUA
This is a messenger RNA of Solanum dulcamara, 988 nucleotides long. RefSeq lists its product as uncharacterized. Lineage: Eukaryota; Viridiplantae; Streptophyta; Magnoliopsida; Solanales; Solanaceae. Bases 1 to 735 code for a protein of 244 amino acids. The transcript has 6 exons. The record is from RefSeq and is a predicted model, not a curated record.